UCCCGUGAUCGCUUCUCUAUGUAUGAACAGAGUUUGCAAUCUUUGACUUCUCAGGGACAUCCACAGAUGGAUCGGCUUGGUUGCCCGAUUGAAAUGGAACCCAAGACGCUCAACGAAGGAGAACUGAGCAAUGCCCGGGAAGCAGCAGUUGAAAUAAUCCAAACCAAGGUCGCAAAGGAAGCUUCGACUAUCUUCACCCAGGGCAAGAAGGCUGCGAAGACAGCAGAGCAAAUGAGGAAGGAGAUCGAAAAGAGAGACCAACUCGAGAAGCUCGUGGGAGAAGGCGAGGGAAGUGGAGUUCGCAGUGGAUCAUGGGAUCUUCCUUGCACUGAUGAUGAGAUUUCCGAUGGCAUCACAUCAACGGAGCCUCUCUCGUCUCCGUUUUGAACUGUAAUUUCCCAAUCACAAGAUCUUACAGUCCACGUGUAAGGUGCUGACCAUAUCUUUAAAAUAAAGACUUGUAAUAUAUCAAUA
Molecule: messenger RNA, 474 nt
Organism: Musa acuminata subsp. malaccensis (wild Malaysian banana)
Lineage: Eukaryota; Viridiplantae; Streptophyta; Magnoliopsida; Zingiberales; Musaceae
Source: RefSeq, a predicted model, not a curated record